This is a messenger RNA of Trematomus bernacchii (emerald rockcod), 4124 nucleotides long. RefSeq names its product adhesion G protein-coupled receptor F3b (gene adgrf3b). The transcript has 18 exons. The record is from RefSeq and is a predicted model, not a curated record. Gene Ontology annotation, molecular function: G protein-coupled receptor activity. The coding region runs from base 142 to 3198 and encodes 1018 amino acids. Gene Ontology annotation, cellular component: membrane. Gene Ontology annotation, biological process: cell surface receptor signaling pathway; G protein-coupled receptor signaling pathway. Lineage: Eukaryota; Metazoa; Chordata; Actinopteri; Perciformes; Nototheniidae.
CACAUGCACUCACUUUGACUUUAUUUCUGAUGUGAGCCUCAUAGAUGGAGUACGGACGAUUUUCUGUUUGCUAAGUGCGGCUACUUUGACGUGUUAGGCAUUUGCUUUCUGUAUGAAUGCAAGUCUAAACCAAGAGGGACAAUGUGUUCCAGGGCUUAUCUUUUUCUGAUUGGAGCUGUGUACCUCUACGCUCAGGUCAUCGUAGCAGAAGAUGUCUUCACUGCUGAGCUGACGGUGGGAAGUAAUGUCACACUGGAGGCCAACAGCAUCCUGCUGGCUUUGAAUUAUACAGACGUGGAAGUGAAUGCACAAAAAGUGAUCCUCAUAAGAAGUGAAGUGGUGGCAGAGUGCCUGCUUAUUGGAGAUGAUACCUCUUGCAACUGCUCCACCGGGUACGUAUGGAGCAACCCAGUGUGCUACAACUACAACUGUUGUAGGGAAACGACUUGCGCUCAGAACGUGUCCGACAGCACGCCACUCUGCAUCGCCAAAGUCAAUGUUCGCAUCAAAGGAUCAGUGACAUUGAAUACUGCCGAAACAUGGGGGAGCAAUAAAGAAACUCAGCUUACAGAUGCAUUUAAGGUGCUGAAUGGCUUUGAGUUCCUGAAUGUAACUGGUCAAAGAACCCAAACCAUUGACAAAGAUGACUUUGCAGUUGCUGACUUUGAGGCAGCUGUCAGCGUAGAAAUGUCGACUCCAAAACUUCAAGGUGUUGUGGAUGAAGCACAAAGGAAUUUGAAGGCUGUCAUUUCUGUUGACACUGUAGGAAUGGUCGAGAUAUACUCCCCAGGGAAAGUGUGCUAUGAGUCUGUGCCAGUGAUGAAUUGCACAUUUGUGGAGACAAAUAUUAAGAUGGACAGUAAUGGCUGGAACUUUUUUGGGAAGGAUGGCAAACGCUUUCAGCUCAACACCGGCACUGUGGUGAAUCUUACUCUUCCCUGUAACACAUCGGGUUUGUGUGCUCAACUCACACUUCAAAAGGUGACAGGCAUCUGGUCAGGUAGAUACGAGUGUGGAUUCCAGAUAGGGUCAGUCCGGCACACAGCCAGCACAGAACUGAGUGUUGCACUCCUGCCUGACGUGGUCACCCUGAAGAUUGAUCCUCUGACGGUGGACUGUUCGGUGAAUUCAAACCGUAAGGUGACGGCCACUGCCACCAUCCCAGUCAGCACAGAGCCCUUUAAAGUUUUGUGGAGCUACCAGGAAGUAAAGGAACCAGCUGUCAACACAUCUGUUGGAGGAAACCUUAUUUAUAAGUUUCAUGCAACUGUCAGUUGCAUGAAAAUACUAGAGCCACAUACUAUCAGUGUCACUUUUACGAACUCAGAGAAACAAGUCAAAACUGCGACAGUGGAUGUUCCAGUAAUUUAUGCGGGUGCAACGUUUUGCAAGGCAGAGAUAGAUAGAUUUGGUGUGCUUUGGCCAAACACCCCAGCUGGAAAGACAUUGAUUAUUGAUCAAUGUGCAGAGGGCAGGGUGGGCUAUAAGUCCCGCACUUGCAGAGGCCGUCAAUGGGACGAUGUGUUCUCCAACUGCGUUAACGCAGAGCUGAACAAAGUUCUAAAUGCUGCAGACAACUUUGCGAAGGGACUAGGAGCCACCCAGGAGGUUGCCAUGGAGAUUUUUUCAGGACUUUUUAACAGCUCUACAACCGACACUGAUUCCAAUGACUCUACGGCCGACGUUAUCGCUUCCAUCGAGGUUCUAAAUUUGAUGUCGAAGGCAUCAGAGUUCAUUGUCUUGGAAGACAGUGUCUUUCCUAAAUUUGUACAUGCUGCAAGCAAUAUGUUGAACAACACCUGGUCUGGUGUCAACACAACUAUUGUUCAUGAUAUGUCAUCAAAAUAUCUUCAGUCUGUGGAAGAUCUGGUGAAGAAUAUUAAGGUCAAUCAAAGCAAUGGAGUGAACAGUCCAAAUCUAGACCUCAAAUUCUGUUCAGAUGACUGCAAUAUGACUGUGUUUGACAUUGCCGUUAAUAUGAACAAGACCAACGGAACAGGGAAAACUGUUGCUGUGAAAAAUCUAAUGCGUAGAUUAAAAAACAACAUCGACGAUUCGAAGCCUGACAGCAUCUUAGUAUCGGUCACACUGGAGAAGAAUAGUUCAUCAGAAAUUAGACUGGUGUUCCCCCAAGAGAAUCCGAGUCGCAACAAACGUAUGUGUGUUUUCUGGCGCACCAAGAUGAACAAAUGGUCAGAAGCAGGAUGCAGUGCGAAAACUAUUCCGGGCAAUCGCACAGUUUGCGACUGCAACCACCUGACUUCAUUCGCUGUCAUGAUGUCCAAGAGUGAUGUAUCUACACCGGACCUGGAUAUGAUUACAAAUGUCGGCCUGGGUGUGUCCGUCUGCUGCCUGCUGAUCUUCCUCAUCGUCGAGUAUCUAGUGUGGUCGGCUGUGGUCAAAUCCAACCUUUCACAUUUCCGUCACACAGCUAUAGUGAACAUUGCUGUGUUCCUCUUGCUCGGUAACUGUAGUUUCUUGGCUUCCAGCAAUCCCGAGAGUCUCAGUGACAACUGGUGCCUAGUUUUGACAAUAUGCAAGCACCUGUUUUAUUUGGCCAUGUUCAACUGGAUGAUGUGCAUGAGUGUCAUGCUUGUCCACCAGCUCAUCUUCGUCUUCACCCCCCUGAGGAAAAGAGUCUUCAUGUUCUUCUCCGGCAUCGUUGGCUAUGUUUUCCCAAUCUUCAUAGUGGGAUCAAGCUAUACGUAUUGCAAAUACACCGAAAAGCCCUACUAUGAAAAGAAAACAUGCUGGCUAGUUUAUGAAAGUGUCUUGGAGGGCUCCCUUCAUGCUUUCCUCCUUCCUGUGGGAACUGUUAUUUUGACAAAUCUGUUUUCCAUGGUGGUCGUCAUUCUUACUCUAGUGAAAUCCAAUGUCCCUGAGGGCAGCAAGGCAGACGACAAGGAGACAGCCAAAAGCAUCCUCAAAGUGGUGGUCUUUCUAACGCCUGUCUUUGGACUGACAUGGAUUAUUGGCUUUGCUCUGCUCAUGUUGGAAGAAAACACUCCCCUGCAUAUUAUAGCCAUUUACAGUUUCACCAUCCUCAACUCCUUCCAGGGCAUAUUCAUUUUGAUUACAUGUGUUUUCGCAGAGCAGAAGGUUCGAGAAGAAAUGAUAAAGCUCAUAAUGGCAAAGUCAAAAGGAAAAAGUGAGAGCAUGAAGAAUUUGACCUCAACCAACUACACAAGAGACAAAUGAGGACCGAGAUUGCAGACACGGAAACAGCAACUCUUGGAUGCAGCUCCUCUGAUACUGCUUUGUGUAUAGAUAGUUAUAGAACUAUAGAGUAAUGUUCAAAAACUAGGUUUAUUUUAUUUCAUUUGAUAGCACUGAACAUUAUUAUUAUUUGUAGCUCUUACACUUAUGGUUAUCAUCCAUGAAAUCAUAUUCUGCUCCAGGAAAGAAUUUAAGAUAAGAAUAUAGCUAAUGCAUACAUUUUGAUGCCAUUUUAUAUUUUAAGGGUAAAGUUGAUACAGUCUAUUUCCAUUCGUUUUUAUGUGCUAAAGAAGUUAGACACAUUACACUCUAUAGCUUUAAGAGGAAGCUUGUGUAUCUUGAUGUUCUGCAUUCUGUACAUGGAGUUUGAGCUGACUGUAUAUAGGAUAUCGCUUGGUUUUCUAGGAGCCCUAUGAUUAUUAGGGGUUUUGCCUUUCCUGUAGUGUGUUAUAUAGGUUUUAGCGCAUGUAAAUGGUCUACAAAGGCUAAAAUCCCUGUGUUCCCUCCAGACAUACACCCCCUCUGCCUGAAACGCCAUUGGACUCCUUUGUUUAACUCUUUAACAUAGUGAGUAACAAUAACUCUUCCAUUGGCUAGCGCUCCAACACAUGCUACGUGAUAGGCUAAGGGUUUCUAAGCGUUUCACAUAUCACAACAGAGCUGGCCAGCUAACCAAUCAGAACAGACUGGGCUCUGGUUUCAGACAGAGGGUGAACAGUAGAGGCACAACUUAUACAUAUGAACCUGGAAAUUAGCAUGAUAGGGCCCCUUUAACAAGUUUGGCAUGGUUUGAUAAUUUUGCUUGAAUCUGUAUAUGUACAUUACUUGAUUUAAACUAUAACCUGUGUGUCUAACCAGUGUAUGUAUCCAAAAAUAUGUAUUGAAAUAAAGACAAGGAAUAUAAUGUA